Messenger RNA from Pelagomonas calceolata, 9882 nucleotides. The record is from the annotation of a GenBank genome assembly. Lineage: Eukaryota; Pelagophyceae; Pelagomonadales; Pelagomonadaceae.
CGGCUGCCGGCUUGCAGCUCGUGAUGGAGGUGCGCCGGGAGGCGCGGCCUCCUGGCCUUGCACCAGAACGACGGAGGCCGUACUGGCUUGCGGUCUGCAGCGCCGCGCUGGUGAUCGCUGCGUCAGUUGGGGCUGCCCAUGGCACGGUGCGGCACCGGGAAACCGGCGGUACCCGCGGCGGCGACGCGUUAAGAAGGCCAGCGACGCGCGCCCGCGCGAGCGACGGUGAAAGCGCUGCGGUGGCCGCGGCCGGAACGUCUGCCGCGGCGCGCGCGCCGAGCCGCCGGGAUGCAGCCGACGCGGCGCGGCCGUCGGCACAACGCGACGCCGUCAGCAAAGCCUUGGGGGACGUCUCGUACUCGAAAACGGGGACGGCGCCGCCGAGCAUAAGCGCGGCGCCGAGCUACAACCCGACGUACCAGCCAAGCCCCGCUCCAUCAGUGACGCCGAGCCCCACGGACCUCCCCAGCUAUAUGCCAACGACGCCGGGGCCCACGGGCGUGCCGACGGCGAACCCGAGCGGGCGCCCGUCGCCGCUGCCGUCCUACGCGCCGACGACGGCAAGGCCCUCGGACCAACCGACGCCCGCGCCCUCGCACAAGCCGACGAUCUCGCCGGAACCGACGCAGACGUUCGCGCCGACCUACGAGCCGACGUCGUCCGUGCCGAGCGCGGCGCCGUCGUACCAGCCAACGACGGUGAGGCCGAGCGCGGCGCCCUCCGAAGCGCCGUCAUAUACACCGACGGCGGCCCCGACGUACUCGCGGGAGCCCUCCGCGGCGCCGAGCUACGUCCCGACCACGGGCGCGCCGUCGUCGAGCACGCCGACGAAGCUGCCGAGCACGUACGCGCCGAGCUACGUCCCGUCGCCGCUGCCCUCGUAUUCGCAGCCGCCGACGCAUGUGCCGAGCUAUAGCCCAUCGUUUGCACCGACGGGCUCGGCGGCCCCGUCGACGGCACCGUCGUAUCUCCCAACGCCGCUGCCGUCGACGGCUAUACCGAGCUACGAGCCCACGCCAAUGGCCACGGAGCCAACGUACGCCCCCUCGAAGACGCCCACAGCGCCGAGCUUCUACCCGACGCCCGCGCCCUCGCGCGCGCCGACCAAGAUCCCGACGCCGGCGCCGUCCUCGAGCUUCUCGCCUUCGUACACGCCAACGUCGGCGCCGACGUCAAAGCCGUCGGCCGUGCCCUCGUCGAUCCCGUCGCCGCUGCCCUCGACGCCGAUGCCGAGCGCUGCGCCGACGCCGAUCCCGUCUCCGCAGCCGUCCGGCAUCCCUUCACCAGAACCGACCUACAGUCGCCCGCCAUCACCUUCGCCAAGCUCGCUGCCGACGCAAGUCCCCACAAAGUGGCAGUGCCACCUCUCCGAGGAGGACUUCGCGACCUCGAUGCAGUACAAGGUCUACGCGAGCUGCCCCUGGUCCGCGGCCACGGUCGAGAGCACGCCCAUCAAGUACUCGGCGGACUGCAUCAGCCCGCCGGCGGGCCACCCCGACCACGGCACGACGCGGACGCCGGAGGAGUGCGCCUUCGGCCCCUGCGCGACGUGCGGCCACUACGACACGUGCGACGGCGUGUGGCAGUCGAACGCUACGUAUGCCGACUGCGUCACGUGUACGGAGGGCUACGAAUUGGAUGUGUUGUACGACGACUGCACGGGCGUCUGCGUACCUAGUGGCGUGGCGCUGAACCCGCUGCUCUCGCACGGCUCGUGCCGCUGCUUCUCCGAGAACCAGGCGGCGCAAGGUAUAUCAGCGUUAGGGUCGGGCACGUGUGCCCCGACUGCCGCGCCCUCGGGCACGCCGACGGUGCCGCCCACUCCCUUUGACGGCACGACCGAGACGACGAUCCUCGUGAACGCGUCUAUUGUAUUGGAGGGCGUCGCCGAGCCGCUGGAGAUCAACAUGGCGGGUCCUAGGCUGGAGGCUUUGCAGACCGUACUCAUAGAGUCCGCUGCAAAACAUAACGUCGUCAUCAACGGCACGCGCGCUGUGACGAAAAUGAAGGCGUCGUCCUACAAAGGUGCGACGCGCAUCGACUACUCCUUCUACACCUGGAUCACGGAGGAAGGUGUAAGGAAUAGGACCGCCACGAACAUCAUGGCUCGUGAGUGGUUAGUUAGCUACAAAUCAAACCUCGUGACGCAGUGUGAAGAUGGUACGAUGAAUGAUAUCUUGGAGGACCACGCCUGGACGGCCGAAUACACGGCCAAUUCCACAUUGACACAACAAUUGUUGUUCGAGCACGAGUGGCGCCCGCACCAUGUGACCGAGGUCGACACGACGUCGAUGAACCUCGACACGACUCUGAGGGUCACGAUGACGUCCUCCCUGAAGUUCAACUCUUCAUCAUUAGAUGCGGAUGCCUUCAACAACGAUGCGACAUCAGUAUCUCAAUUCAAGGAGGUGAUAUCGCGCGUCUGGCCGAACGUCACGGCCGACGCCGUGGAAGACGUCGUGGCCGAAGAAGAGACCGAGAAGAAGCUCGUGCGCAUCAGAUACUCCUUCGACGACUAUGUUGUUGCGCACGGUGCUACUGUGAACGACGCGCAGAACAAGUCUGACGAGUACAAGACGUCGUUCGUGAGUCGAAGCAAGAACCAGGCGACGAACGGUAAGUUACAGACGCAUAUUUCCGACGUCUGUUCCGGGAAUCGUAGAAGACUGCAGUCCUCGGCGUUUUCUUCUGCACAAGCCGAUCCGGUAGCGUGCGCGGCCGCGAUCGAGACGGAGACAGUGAGUGAGGUCGAAGUCAUGAACACGGCGCCCUCGCCCAAUCCCACACUCUCGCCUACACUGUCCCACGCCCCGACGACCUACACACCCACAACGGCGCAGCCGUCGGCCACGCCCUCGUACGUGCCGACCACUUAUGAACCGACGCUAUCCCCAACAAAGUAUUGUGGGGACGACGUGUGCUGGGCGGACCAAAGCGUCAAGGAGUUCGACUGCGACAAGCACACGGACCCGAUCCAAGUCUUGGAAGCGGAGGGCUCGAGUAUAUAUUCGUUGCGGGAGUGGUCGUCGACGGGCGAUUUCGAGCUGAUUCACGAGCUGGACUACUUUGACGGGCACGUGAACGCCGUGGGCAUGUACGAGGGGCCCUUCGACGGGACCCAAUAUGCGUUAGGAGCCUUCACGGAGGAUCCGGAUAACGACGAUGCUAUCUCAUACUUGUGCCGCUUCGAUAAUAAAAGGAAAGUGUGCUUUGACGACCAACCGCUGCACCUCUUGAAGCCGAAUGCUGGAGCUGUAUUAGGUCUAGAUUAUUACUACGGCCUGAACCUCGGCAGGGAUGCCGCAUCGAGGGGUCUGUACUGGGUCGAGAACAUCCACAAUCUUUAUACUCAGUCGCAUGAAAAUGCAGCAUUGGAGAUCUCGGAAGACCUGUACGGCGGCGGCGUUUAUGAUUUUACGGCCAUCGUCGAGGACGGCCGCGACGUCUUCGACGACGACUACAACAAGGACGGCAAGUACCUGGUCGGUCUGGCGGACGACGCUUCUCUGAUAGUGAUCCACGUCGCGGCAUCAGGAGCGCCGGACGCCUACGCGGUGCUGGACACGGAGGUCGACUGGGCGCUCGCGCCGACGCCGGAGCCGGUGCCCGUGCCGAGUCCGACCGCUUCACCGGACGAAGAGACCUACUCGUACGAGUACUCGUACGCCGUACCUAGCUUGGACUGCUUCAACGAGUCGUUGACCGCGUUCGCCUGCCAGCUGGACCUGUACCCCGACGACGACGCCGCGAUGCUGGAAGCCUUACAAGAUCCGACGCUCAUGGGCGACGACGACCGCUGGAACGCGUCCGGCUCCGACGACGACGUGAGCCUGUCCGAUGACGUGACGUCGUGCGUCGACGUCCAGGCGGACGCGGGCUUCGCCGAGCAGUGCGCGGCCCAGCCGCAGAUCGUGCAAGACGCCUGCGGCGACAAGUACGACGCCUUUACGGAGUGCGUGUACGAGGCCUGGGCGCUCGAGGCCGGGCUCGACUGCGACCUCGACUGCGACCAGGUUUCGCGGAGACGGAAGCUCGGCGUGCUCGACUGGGCGCGGCGCCUCUUCUCGCCGUCGACGACGCGACCAAGUACGACACCCAAUGUCAUACGGCGCCGCGCGCGCGACGCCGCGCUGGACGUGCUGCGAGGGCCGCCGCCGACGACGAGUCGACGGAACCUGAAGAACGUGAAGGACGUCCAGGGCGCCUUUACGGACGUCAAGUUCGGCGCCGCCUACAGCUAUAGGUGGCGCGAGGACGACCCGCGGUGGUUGGUGCUCUUCAGCGAGAAUGGUGGAAGAGGGCUGUUUCAAUUAGAAACGGAUGCCGAGAUCAAGAUCCCGAAGAGCUGCUGGAACAAGGCGUCGGACAAGCUCGCGAAGCACGAGCGGUGCGGCGAGACGGCGCAGUUGAUGUACGUCGGGCCUUCGUCGAUCUCUGACAAGAAUGAUGGAUUGAACUGUUACGAAGGGGGCUUCCUCCAACCCGCGCCGACGAACUCGCCGACGGAGGCGCCGUGCCUCGAUCGGAUCUGCUGGGAGACGAACCGGAAUAAAGUACAAGCGUUUGAUUGCGAAAACCACCCUUAUCCGAUUCAAAUAUUCAAGUACAGCGACUCGGAUUACUACAGCGUCAAGGAGCUCGACCAGGCGUCGGGCGCCUACAACGACGUCUUCGAUUUGACGUGGUUCGACGGGCACAUUAAUGCGGCGGCGUUGUAUGACGCGGGCGAGGACGGCCAGUUCGCGUUCGCGUCCAUGGGCGGCGAGCUCUGUCGGUUUGACGCCUCGGACAAGGUAUGCUUUGAUACGGAAUUACAACUAGGCGGCAAGCCGAACGUCGGCGCUAUUAUCGAUACGACGUAUUACUAUGCGCGGUCGUUGGGCGACGGAAAAUCCACGGGCCGAGCCAUCUAUACCGUGGACGGCCUGCAGCACGACGCGCCGACCUUCUACGACGAUGUCUUGGUCGAAUUCUCCGAGGACGUGAUCUCGGGCAAGAUCCUGGACUUUGCCGGCGUCAAGGAGGAUGCGGGCGGCGUCUGUGUGACCACUGCAUGUGAUGGAAGGUACUUGUUAGGACUGGCGAAGGACUUUUCGCUGGUGCUCGUAAGGAUCAACGGCGACUCGCACCUCCCGGAGGCUUAUGCAUACCUCCCGUCCUACGUCGACUGGUCCCUCGCGCAAGCGGCCUUCGGCGCGAACUUCACGGGUGUCACGGAAACGCAAGAGGGCUUCGGCGCCGCCUACGCCUACGAGAUCAACGCCGUUAAUUUGCGAGUCUUCUUCACGGCGAACGCCGGCGAAGGUCUGUUCGAGGUCGUCUUACCCAUUGAUGUGGAUGCGCUGGACGGCUGCUGGAACGAGGGCACGGAUAGAUCAGAACACUCGGCGUGCGCCAGCGCCCCCGCCGGCACCAGUGUGGUGGUCUGGGCGGGCCCCUCGGACUCGACGUCGAGCAACGACGGCCUGAAUUGCAAGGACGGCAUGGGCCGGCCCACGCCCCAGCCGACGCACUCGCGCCCGCCGACCUCGUCGCAGCCCUCGCGCAUGCCCACCCCCCAACCGUCCUACGAGCCCACGCCCAAGCCCUCGCCCCAGCCGACGCCCAUGCCCACAUCCUUCAUGUACCCGCGCUGGGAGGACGAUAGUGUCCAGCCCUGGGACUGUGCCGAACAUAAUUGGCCUUUACAAAUCCUCAAGGAGGAGGGCGCGUCGUCCUACAGUCUGGAGGAGCUCGACACGACGACGGGCCUCUACAACAAGUUGUACGACAUGCCGAACGACCCGAGCCACGUGAACGCGGCGGCCAUGCAUAUUGGGGCUCAGGAGAUUUACGACGACGACUUCCCGACGGUGUACACGAUGAUGGCCGCUAUUGAUGGACACUUAUGCCGCUUCGAUUCCAACACUAGUAUUUGCUUCGAGACGGCGCUGGAGGAGAAGAAGCCCAAUUCCGGCGCGAUCCUCUCGAACACCUACUUCUACGGUAAAAGUAUCGGCAAGUACGGCGGCGAGCGAUUUUAUUACGUGGAGGACAUCAAUACGGACACCCCCAAGUUCCACGACGACUACAAGUUCAAGGUCUCUAAUUCUUUGUUUGCGGGCCAGAUUCUGGACGUGUCCGCAGCCUUAGAAAUCGGCGACGAGAUUGUGGAAGAUGGCCAGGCGGGCAUGCAGUACCUCAUAGGGAUGGGGGGCAACUACGAGGUCUUCGUCGUGCGCAUCGGCCCGACGGGCGAGCCCGAGGCCUAUGCGGUGGUGCCGUCGGACGUCGUACCACCAGGCUCGGAAAGAGCCGUCCCGGGCCUCAUCGAGGGCGUCGCCGGCGGGACGAACUACGGUAAUAUUGGCGUGGCGUGCUCGUCCCCACUCAACGAGUUCGUGGAGAAUUUUGCGUUCGCGUCGGCGGACGACUGCUGGUCGUCCUGCGCGGCCGCGCACGGCGAGGCGCUCGUGGCCGUGACUUUUUAUCCCGCGGACAACGGGUGCUACUGUCAAGAUGAUUGCACGUGCCUCGAAGCCUGCGACGACUGCGAGCUCGUCGCGCGCCAGGGCAUGCAGCCGCCGGACAACUGCGCUUCCGGGGACGCGCAGUACUCGUACUCGUACGCCUGCGGCGAGGAGGAGAGCGCCGUCCUCGCCUGCAUGUUCGACGCCCAGGCCUCGGGGACGGUCCUAGACGACGACUUUUACGUCGGCACCGACGACGAUCCCACCGAUGACGACGGCGUCGUCGUAGAGACGUGCGCCGACGUCCAGGGCGCGCCGUUCUUCGUCGAGUCCUGCGCGAGCGCGCCGGCCGUGUGCGGGGAUUUGGUCCAGAGGCAUACCGAGUGCCUUUACGAGCAUCAGGCCGCCGAGGUCCUCGGCUUGAACUGCAGCCUCAACUGCUCGUCGACCCUCGCGCCGACGCCCGCGCCCGUAGCGGCGCCCGCGACGCCCGCUCCCGUCGCGGGGCCGGCGCCAGUCAACACUCCGACGCCCGCGCCCGUCGCGGGCGCGGCGCCCGCGACGCCCGCGCCGGUGCACACCGCGUUCACGGAGGGUGCCGGCACGUGCUACUACGGGCAGGUGGGGGUGGCGGAGGGCGCCGAGUGCGACGUCGACGAGGCGACCUGCGGGAGCGGGGGCGGCACGUGGUACGCGCCCGACUACAUCGUGACGUCGCCCAACGGCGGCACGGGCUGCUGCCUGUGCGACGCCGGCUGCGACCAUUCCUUGGAGGACGCGAGCGCGCCGCUUCGGCCGGAAGGCGGGUGCGACUACAUCGACGCGGAGCGGCGCCGACGGCUGCAGCGCGCGCCGCCUCUACGGAGGCGCCUCGAGGACGCGACGACGGCGACGGCGGCGCCCACGGCCAUGGCCGGGACGGCGCGCGCGGAGACGAGCUUCGGGGCCUCGUUCAUGUACCGCAACGACUACGAGACGCGGCUCUUCUUCGCGUCGAACGACGGCGCGGGACUCUUCGAACUCAUCCUGCCGGUCGUCGUGCCGGACGACUGCUGGAACGCCGACAAGGACUGGGAGGACCACGUCCAGUGCUCGUCCUCCGUCGCGGCGCUCGUGCGCCGCUCGGACGCGGCCGAGGCGGCGUCGAACGACGGCCUCAACUGCCCCCUGGGCGGCGGGCCGGCCAUCUCGCGCUACUCGUCGGACGCGCCCACGAUCACGCCCGUGCCCUCGUCGUCGCCCUACCCGACGACGGCGGCGCCGACCGCCUCGUUGGCGCCGACGACGCCUUCGCCGACCACGGCGCAGCCGACCCCACAGCCCUCCACGGCCGCGCCCUCGCUGGCCGGGAGCCGCGCGCCCACGACCGCGUAUCCCACCGCGACGCCCACGACCCCGGCGCCCUCGGCGACGCCGACGCCCCGGCCCACGCCCAUGCCCACGACCGCGACGCCGACGUCGUCGGCGACGACGCAGGGCCUGUUUGCUUUACAGCUCGUGGUGGACUACGGCGACCUGACCGAGGCCGACGGCGACGUGCUCUGCCAGGCCGUCCUCGCGUCGUUGGAACUCGCGGCGGGCACGGACUGCGAGCAGGUCACCUUCGAGCCCGUUUCCGGGCGACGGCGGCUCCAGGCGACGGGCUACGUCGUGACGAUCGUCUUGGAGGCGACGUACCACCCGAGCAGCGAGGACGACAUCUCGUCGCGGUUAGUCGGUCAGCUCCAAGACUCCUUAGGUGAUGGUUCUUUUACAGCUGCUCUAGAGACCGCCGCGGCGGGCACUGAUUCUAGUUUAGCUUCCCUGAGCUACGCCGACCUCGAGUCGGGCGUCCUCGUCGACGAGACCAAUCAGAUAUUGGACGAGGCCCUAGCAGCGGACCCCGGCCAGGCUCUUGUGUUUACGUGGACGCCGACACCGAAACCGACGCUCACACGCAGCCCGACACCAUCCCCCACAAAAGCCUCCGUACAAUCGGCGCCGCCCACGUCAUUGGCGGACUACCAGGCCUCGAAGGCGUCGGGCGGUGCAUCGGCCGACGCCGCCGGCACGGACGCCGUGAUCGGAUCACUCAUUGCGGUGAUUUUCGUGGUCAUGGUCGGCUACGCCGGCUUCCAGCACCACCGCCAGAAGCAGCUCGAGCAGGAGGAGAAGGAGGGCAUCGAGGCGGGCCACUUCGAGGGCGACGAGGCGGACCCCGACUUCGCGUGUGAAGACGUGGACCCGGCGAAGGCCGUGCCGAUUGAUGACGUCGAGGCGCCCACGGAGGACGAUAGCAGGUCCUUCAAGUCCUCGGAGGCCAUGGACUCGGACGUCUUCUUCCACCAGCUCAUGGAGCAGACGGCCCAGGCGUCGGAACUCGCGUCGCUGCCCGAAGGGUCGGCCUUCGAACCCUCCGUGGUCGCGUCGGAGGUCGGCGACGACGAGUGGGACGCGAUGCUCAACGACGUGGACGACGAGGAGAGCACGGAGACCUGGAAUGAAGAUUUAGCUUCGACGCUACUGUUCAAGCUGGCCCAGGGGGAUUGUGAGGAGGGCUUUGCGACGCGAGACCGGCUGGCGCAAGCUCUCCAAGAGCGGCCCGACUUACUGGACAUGCUGGGGAUCAUGGGUAUUUCCGGGGACGAGAUCGAGUUCUUCCUCGAGACCAUCGAGUCUGACGGCGACGUCGUGUCGCGGUCGCAGUUCUUGCGGGUCCUCGAGAGGUGGCGCAAGUCGGACACGCACUCCGAUUCUGGUACUGUCUCGUCCAAGGGCUUGGCCGAUUUACCGCCGCCGGCGCCCCCGCCGAGGAAGAUGCAGCCGCCCGCGCACCCGCCGCCGCCGGGGCCGCCGACGCCCGCCGGCCCCGUCGUCGACGACGACGCGGCGUCGUCGGCGACGGGCCCCGACGUCGCGUCGCGCCUCUUCCCGCCGGCGUCUCCGGAAAACGCGCAGGAGGCCGAGCCCCUGGAUUCCGAGGACGCGGAGCUGGCGAAGCUCGCGGCGAUGGACGCCCGUUUUGCGCCGCCCGCGCCGGCCCUCCCCGCGCGGCCGGCGGACGCCGACGGAGGCGAGGCGCCACCGCCGGGCGACGACGACGACGACGAAGCCCCGCCGCCCGGCGACGACGACGAGGACGAGGCGCCGCCGCCCGACGACGACGACGACGAGGCGGAGCCGCCGCCGGCGGGCCCGGGCGGCGCGCCGUUCUCGCCGGACAUGAGCUUGCUCCAGUUCACGCGGCGGCGGCGCAGCGCCAUCCUCGCGCCCGGGCGGCGCCCACCGCCGCCGCCGCCGGCGCGCGGCGCGUGGUCGCCGAGCGCCCUCUUCCGGCCGCCGUCGCCGGACAAUCUCGUGGCGCCGGCGUACGAGCGCUUCCGGCGGGCCCGUGACAAUUCACCUAGCGACGCGUCCCCUUCCCCCAAAUAGUUAAUCUAUGAUGUCGCUAUUA